This is a messenger RNA of Fusarium falciforme, 2043 nucleotides long. Its product is annotated as Zn(2)-C6 fungal-type domain-containing protein. Gene Ontology annotation, biological process: regulation of DNA-templated transcription; DNA-templated transcription. Gene Ontology annotation, cellular component: nucleus. Lineage: Eukaryota; Fungi; Ascomycota; Sordariomycetes; Hypocreales; Nectriaceae. Gene Ontology annotation, molecular function: zinc ion binding; DNA binding; DNA-binding transcription factor activity, RNA polymerase II-specific. The transcript is spliced from 6 exons. The record is from RefSeq and is a predicted model, not a curated record. The coding region runs from base 1 to 2043 and encodes 680 amino acids.
AUGGGAGACGAUAGUCAAAAGGAGAAUAGCUACCGAUCGGCCUGCACAGAGUGUGCUCGCCGCAAGCAAAAAUGCAACCGUGAAUGGCCCUGCAACCAUUGUCAGAAGCGCAAGGUUGCCGACAAAUGUCGUUUCAAGGACGCCAACCAGCCCGCGGUCGAAAAGGCUGCCUCGGACAACCUUAGGAAGCGUCGACUUAACAAUGAUGCCAGCACCGAGUCGGAGGAAUUCGAUAUCGAUGAUACCGAGAGUGAUGGUAUUGAUGCCUUGGGCUACAUGCCGGCUCAUGUGCUUUUUGGCCUCACAGCGCAGGACGAGACUAUCAAAGCAUCAUCUCGAGAGUUUGUCAAGGACCCAAAGAUCUUUCCGCAGUUAGAGCGGGCCUUGCAGGUCAUCCCCCCUAGACCGUACACCGACAUUCUUGUCCAGAACUUCCUUAACAAUGUCAAUUUCCACUACUACAUCAUCUACCCGCCCUCCUUCUUAGAGCAAUAUCAGCAGUGGUGGAUUGCUCGUGGCGACAACCGCCCCCUCAGCGUCCAGUGGACCGCCCUCCUCCUCAUGGUCUGCGCAUGCGCCUCGCAGUACACCGACAUUGACCUACAGAGGAAGCUCGAAGUUGACCUUGGUGAUACCAUCCAGAGACUGACGGAGCAGUAUCAUGAAGCUGCUCGUGAGCUGGGGAGCACCAUCCCCAUUGGCUACAGCCACAUUACCAACGUCCAGCAGCUCCUACACUCGUGCUACUGGUUCAAAUCUGAGGCUCGUUUUGUCGAGUGCUGGCAUGUCUUGAACUCGGCUAUUCGGGAAGCCCAGGAACUCUCUAUCCACCAAGAAUCAAAGGCUGAUCCGGUCCCGGAGUUUGAGCUGGAGAUUCGACGAAGAGUCUGGUGCGUUAUGGAUACGUGGGAUUGGCAAAUCUCGGCUCUUCUCGGUAGACCCAUGAUCAUUGACCGAGCCGACUGCGAAGUUGGCCUUCCUAACCUUGGCCUAGAGGGUAUGCAGCAUUCGCCCCUGACGCACAUGAAGAUGCAGUCAAGCUUGAUCCGGCAGCUGUUUGGUCGAUUUGGCCUAACCAAGAACGUUGUUGCUCCUGCAGAUGUGCAGGAAUACCAGAACAUUAUUGAGGCAUGGAUCAAGGAUUUCCCUCCACCCUUCAAUGUCCAUAAUCCGGACAAGGCUCUGGAUGCAUCGUGCCCAUGGAUUGUCUUGCACCGCCACUACCUUCGGACUAUGGCAUUUUCCAUGCUGCUUGACCCUAUCCGAGCCUUCCUCGCUCGACCGUUCACCAUUCGUUCAUCCGAGGCUGAACUUCAGAUCCGCAGCGACGGUAUCGACUACUGCCUAGAGCUCAUGGUGUCCCUGCGUGGAUUCUUUGACCACGUGUACCCCCGUGACGCCAAGUUCCACUUCGUCUUGUUUUGUAUCUUUGAUACGUCGACUGUUCUGUGCUCGGCAGUCCUUCACGAUGAGCACCAUACUCUUCCACGACGGGACGAUGUCUUCAAGGCCAUAGACGAGGCGCACGCCAUGCUGCAGCGUCUGCGUAUGGUGACCAAGUCGGCCAAGACAUCGUAUGGUAUCCUGACUCGCAUCGUGCAGCGCCUGCCCCGAACGGUGGUGACUCCAAAGGUGGCUACAGGCAGCCCUUCGAACAAGAAGGCCCGCUUUGCCGAUGCUGAUGCACCACCCCAAACGGGCUCUCACCAGAGCGGCUCCCCUCCACUGAUCUCACCGCCUACGACGACUAUGACAGCACCAAUUACACCGGCAACAGCUGCUUCGUCCGCUGGUGCUCCCUCCAUGCCCAGCUUGCCCAUUGCUAGUAGCGGCGAAAUCUCAUCUGAAGCUUACGCCGCCCCGGCCCCGGCCCCCUAUAUCGAAUGGCAGCCGCAGAUGGUUGCGCAAGACCCAACCAACUUCACCACCACUCAACUGCCUCCUUCGGAUGCAGUUUUCGCCAACAUCUCGGACGAAGAGCUUGGAGAGCUGGCCAGCCUCUGGAACUACCAGUCUCUUGAUUUCAGCUUCAUCAACCCAUAA